AUGUACAUUGACGAAUUAGUUAAGCGUAACACCGCUGUCAAUAUUAACCCCCCUGCUGCAGAUAUCAAUAUCCAUCUUACAGAACAUGGUAGUAGUUGGUUAUGGGCUGCCUUUUCUGUUUUUGGUGUGCUCAUGGUUGCUCAUGGGUUUAUGUAUAGUUUAACUAGUGUUAGAAAGAGUGGGCUUAAGAAGGCAUUGUUGACGAUUCCAUUAUUUACCAAUGCAGUUAUGACAUAUGCAUAUUAUACAUAUGCUUCCAAUUUAGGUAACACUGGUAUUCCUGUUGAAUUUACCCAUGCAGGUACUGGUGUUAGACAAAUCUUUUAUUCCAAGUUUAUUGGUUGGUUCUUGGCAUGGCCAUUGGUUUUGGCUGUAUUUGAAGUCACCACUCAUACUCAUUUGACUGCUAAUGAUGACACUGAUUUAAUUUCCAGAUUUAUUUCACUUUUCCUGGGCUUAUUUACUAAGUUUUUGGCUAUUGAAGUUUUUGUCUUGGCUUUAUUGAUUGGUGCUUUGAUUGAAUCAUCUUAUAAGUGGGGUUAUUUCACUUUCGGUGUGUUUGCUUUAUUGUUUGUUAUUUAUUUGGUUAGUGUUGAUCUUCACUAUUCAUUACGUGAAACUGUAAAGUCAACAUUUGGUAAUUUCCUUAUUAUCUUUGCUAUUGUUGUUUGGGUCUUGUAUCCAAUUUGUUGGGGUUUAUCUGAAGGUGGUAAUGUUAUCCAACCAGAUUCAGAAGCUGUAUUCUAUGGUAUCUUGGAUUUAAUUAACUUUGGUCUUCUCCCAACCAUUUUAACUUGGAUUGCUGUUCGUAACGUUGAUGAAGAAUUUUUCAGAAAUCUCGGUCACUUCGGUAGAAGAGAUGCCUCUCCAGCACAAGAAAAGGAACUUGACACUACUCCAAGACACUCCGGUGAUACUGCUGUUGCUCCAGCCGGUGUUCCUGCAGUUAGAGACGAAGAAGAAGUUUAG
Molecule: messenger RNA, 969 nt
Organism: Hemisphaericaspora subhashii
Lineage: Eukaryota; Fungi; Ascomycota; Pichiomycetes; Serinales; Debaryomycetaceae
Product: opsin family protein
Exons: 1
Coding region: 1-969 (322 amino acids)
Cellular component (GO): plasma membrane; endoplasmic reticulum
Source: RefSeq, a predicted model, not a curated record